Molecule: messenger RNA, 933 nt
Organism: Mauremys mutica (yellowpond turtle)
Lineage: Eukaryota; Metazoa; Chordata; Testudines; Geoemydidae
Product: E3 ubiquitin-protein ligase TRIM52-like
Exons: 2
Coding region: 230-823 (197 amino acids)
Molecular function (GO): zinc ion binding
Source: RefSeq, a predicted model, not a curated record
CAGUGACCUUCCCCACCAGCACAGGGGCUGAUUGCCAGACCACAGCGCCAGUGGUAAAUUUUUCACCACAACAUCCAGGGCUGUAAUUUUACAGUUAGGCCCCUUCCAACUGAACAAAGAGCAGGAGUCAGUUCCAGGAAGGGAAACACCCCCUUGCUGCUGCAGGCUGGGCAUAGUGUGAACUCAGGAAUGUGAAACAAAGCCUGUUACAAACUGCCCAGAGGGAGCCAUGGCUGCAGAGAACCCCGUGGAAAGUCUCCAGGAGGAAGCAACAUGUCCCGUCUGUCUGGAGUAUUUCACAGAACCUGUCACUCUGGAGUGUGGGCACAAUUUCUGCCGAGCCUGCAUCGCCCAGUGCUGGGAGGGAUCCAAUACAGCCAUCUCCUGCCCUCAGUGCAGACAAACUGUGCAACAGAGAAACCUCAGGCCCAACAGGCAGCUGGCAAACAUGGUGGAAAUCGCCAAGCAACUGAGUUUACAGGCAGCAAAGGGAAGAGGAGGGGACGGGGUGUGUGGGGAACACCAGGAGGCUCCGAAACUAUUCUGUGAAGAGGAUCAAACCUCCAUCUGUAUGAUCUGCAGAGAGUCCAGGGCUCACCGCGCUCACACUGUGGUUCCCAUACAGGAGGCUGCCCAGGAGUACAAGGAAAAAAUCCAGACCCAAUUGAAGACUCUGAGGGAAGAGCGAGAAAAGCUGCUGGGAUUGAAAGUGACUGGAGAGGGGAAAAGCCAGGAGUAUCUGGUAGGUGCCUGUUGUUAUGAACCAGCAGGGACUGGCAGUGGGAGGUCUGUUUGGAGGCAGAUUCCUGUGUGGCCUUGGUGAAUGUGGGCUUGUGCGUGUUUCUCCAUGACCAUGGAUUACUGAGUUAGAUUUGUGCAUAGACACGCCCUAAGCUUCCAUUUCAGCUGGUCAGUUAAUGUCUCGCUCUUGUG